UAUUGGCGGCUCGAUAUAACACGUACUAAUAAUAAGUUCAGAUUGGAUACGGUAGGCAUCGCAGUUGACGCGCCGAUUUUAUCUUCGUUGAAUAUCGCUAUUACGAACGUGUCGUAAACAACGCAGUGAUCAUGUCAUAACUGUUGACAAUCAUACUUAACUAUAUGCGAGAGAAGCCGGGAAACUUUUAUCGUUUAUACGUAUUGAUAGUAUAUGUUGUUUUCUUUUUGAUCUUAUAUACCAGCGGAUGAAGCGUGACCGAUUUUUAAAUUCGAACGACGAAUGUAUAAUCGAUGUCGCAUCAACGGUAAUCAAGUAAAAAUAAACUUAACGUUAUUUUUACUUGUACAGUUAACGUUAACACACCGUUGAAAGUUUAUUCAGAAUUUGUUCAAUCGGCCUUAUUAUCAUGCAACGCAUCGUUAGCAAUUUUAAAAGCUAAUGGACAUUUCCCGAUAACGCGGAAUGAAACGGUACGAUCUAUGAUCGCGGGACCGUUUAAUCUUUUUCAGUGAUCGAAAAUUUCGUACACGUAAAAAAUACAUGUGAGCUGUUUACCAAAACGGAUUAUGUCGUAUUUAAAUGUUGACAAAUAUCUGUUUAUGUCAAGAUAAAUCCUUGUUGCUGACUUUGUGACAAUUUGCAUUGUUAAUAACAAUGUCUAUUGGAAAUGAACAAUUCAUUAGAUCCAGAUUUUGAAGAAUUUAAAUUUUCUGAUCAGAGCAAAAUUUGGAAGGACGAUGCACUGGACGAUAUACAAAGAUUUGGUGAACAUAUAGAUGAUCAAAAUUCAAUUUUUUCUUUACAAUUUCCAUUGUUAAAUUGCGAAAUUUGUAGUAAACAGUUUAUAUCAAAAAAACAGUUACGUAUUCACAUAUAUACACACUUAGGAAGACCACGUAUAGUUUUGAAAAGAAUUGCAAAUCUGAAAAGUGUUAAAAGAAAAUAUAGUAAUACGUAUUGGCUAGAUCCAGGGAAAAAGGGUUCUUUGAAACUGACAUUAAAAAAACAAACAUUUUGCGAUUCACUGAAACUUACGCUUAAAAAAUCAUCCGAAUCUGAAGAUUUUGCCGUUGUAAACACCAACAUUAAUCUGGGUACAGAAAAUCAUUGUCGGGAAGACGUGGCUGGGACUGAGGACGAUGAUCAAACGCGCGAUAAAAAUACAGAAAAUUCAAUUAAUCGGUCAUUCGAAAACGUGAUGGUAGAGCAACAGGACGAAUAUGGGAACGUUAAGUUUAAUACCCACGAUCAUAAUCUAUUGGAAGAAAAUGAUAGACCAUCCAUAGAUAUAAACGAGGGUGAUUCGGGCGUAGGGAGUGAUAUGGCAAAUCCAUCCGAGAAAGAAGAUCAAAAUGUCGAUGAUCUUCAAAACACGGAUCAAUAUGAGAAUUCGGAUAAAAGACUUUCUGAAACGGAAGAUCACGAGGAAUCGGAUGCAUUGGAGGCGACAUGUCGUGAAACAAUUGAAAACCUGAAAAAGCUUGGCGAACAAUCUGGAUCUAGGUCUAUGAGUCAAUUAAUCGAUAACUCAAAUAUCGAAGAGGACGAUGACAGGCACGAAACGAAUAUGACACACGAUUUAGAAGAAAAUCCAGCUAUUAAUAUUAUUUCAAAGUCUUCUACGUUCUCCAAUCAUUCGACGAAUUGUGGCGAUAGCGAGGAUAAAGGUGAAGAAACAGCGGAAAGCACGGCAGGUUUCAGUUGGAACCAGUUAUCUACUAAUUUGGCGAAUAAAACUAACGAGGUUCCUAAAGAAAACGAUGAACAGUCCGAUCAUGGCGGUGAGAGUAAUAUCGAGAAUGCUGGAUCUCUUUUACAGAACUUGAUCGAUCAUCAAAGGCAUAACCAAAAUGAAACGUUAUCGAAUAAUUUACCGUCUGAAACUGAAUAUGUUUCACUCGAGAAGUUAGCCGAGACUGUUAGCACGUGUCGCGUCUGCAACGAGAAAUUCAAAGAUAUAGCUCAUCUGGAUGAGCAUCGCAGCAAAGCUGGACAUUAUCAGUGCAAUAUUUCGGAAUGUAUUAAUUUAAUUUUUCACUCACCGUUAGAAGUGUCAAUGCAUAAAGCUCAAAUCCAUGGAACUCCUCUUUCACCGAGCGUGAGCCAAUUGUCUCCACAUUUGAAUCCGAGUUCACCGCAUUUGAAUCAGAAUUCACCCCAUUUAAGUCAAACGUCUCCGCAAUUGAAUACGCAUUCGCCUCAUGCAACCUCUAUGGAAUCUCCAAAUACGCCGAAUUCACAGCAACUAAACAGAAUUUCUCCAUUAAAUUCUCCUCAUCAAACAAAUUCGCCUACGUAUAACGCAGUAGCUAAUACUGGACAGCAGAUACUACCGCCCGUUAAUUUCGAGCAGUUACCUGCACCGGUACAACAGCUGGCUCAACAAGUGCAACGUAUGCCACUCCCGCAAACGCAAAUGCCUCCAAGUCUUCCACCAGGUGCUAAUACAAUGAUCCCUGGCCCAAAUUACUUUGUACAGCCACCAGGAAGACCUCCGCUAUAUAGGGUACCUGGUCCGCAGAGCAUGCAUUAUCCUCCUCAUAUAGCACAUCUGUAUUCGCAGUAUGGGCCAGGCCCAUACCCGCAAAUGACUGCACCGCCGCAAAUGCAUCCUCAAUUGUCUCAACAAAUUUCACGUGGAAGGUAUCCUACCGUUGCACAAAGUAGUCGGGCACCGCGGAUUCCACAAAAUGGAUCUACUCCGCGGCAACGUAUGAAACGUCCUUUACAACAAACGGUACAAGCGCAACAACAGAAUAAUUCUGCGAUAAAACAGCGACGAAUGGAUGUUUUGUUACCAGACAGGAACGAAGACGCGGAUUGUCACGUUAUCGCUCAGCAAAAACGAAACGACGGUUUACCUGUUAUACAAAAUGUCCAAGGUGCUACCACUCAACAGUCUAGAAACGAUUCUACUAUACAUCUGACGGAUUCUAUAACGCUCAGUGUUCGGCAACCAGGUUCCGCUCCAGCUCAAGUGCAGAAUACAUCAGGUCCCGGUAGCAAGAAGUCUGAUGCAAAGGCUGUGGCCAAUGUACUAGCAGCCAGAGGUAUUACUGUUACUCCAGCAGCAAAUAAAAAUAAAUCAAGCGAACAAAACAAACAGCAGAUACCUUCCCAGCCACAGAAGACUACACCUUCACAGCAGCCUUUAAAUUUUACAGCGCUCACUCUGAAUUCUGCUAUUUCUAUCAUACCAGCUCAUUCACAAAAAAAGCAGCCGGAACAGGGUCAGUUUGCUGUUCCCCAGAACAAACAGAAUAAGACGGCCGUGAACGAAGUGGAAAGACCACCGAGACCACCUACCGUAGAUUUAACGCAAGAUGGCCCACCGCAAAUGCCAGUAGUCAGGCGUGGUAGACCUCCACGAGCACUUCUUACUUGUCAGGUAUGUGACAAAAGUUUUCAGAAUCAAGAAAUGUUAACGCAACACAUGGCUACGCACCGUGCGCCUAGUAAACUGCUUCAUAAAUGUAAUCUCUGUCCUGCCCAAUAUCCGACAGCUCAAGCGCUGUUGACGCAUAAACAGGCGUAUCAUAAGGAAGUUGAUACCGUAGCACAAAAUGGUGGUGCAGAAUUAGCGUUGCCGGUUGUAGAUCUAAAAUCUCCUCAUGUGUUGAACAGAUUAUCAAAUCUUGGUAUACAGAGCUAUAUUCCGCUGUCGCAGCUUAGCGCUCAGACCGGCGGAUAUUUUGGUUUACCGAUUAUCACGAUAGACGGUGCACGAAAUCCUAAUACUUGUAAUUUAGGUGCACUUGGUGCUACAUCUAUUUUAAGUCUAGGCCCUCUUAAACACUUGUCAAACAGGUAACUGUGGACAAUUUUACGUUUAGUCUAUGUUUUUCUACUUUUUUUUACCCUAGUAAUGAGUAUCUUCGUACUUUUCAUCGGUAGCGAUCGCUUAUCACGAGUAUUACUGUUGUUGUCUAUCUACGAUAACCGAUUAUUCUUUUCUCUCUUCUUUUUUCGCUUUUUCGCUUUUUCGCUUUUUCUUUUCUAUUUUCUGAAUUGGCAAGCAACCGUAAAUGGAAUUUUUAAUAAUUCGCUCUUUGCACACUGACUCAAAGUAAAUUCAACAGUUUUGUUUCUCCGUUACUUCGAACGUUUUUCUAGUUAAUUCGUGUCGUAAUUAUUAUUAGUUUAUGUAAUCCUAAAGCAAUACAGUAUUUCUAAUAAGGAUUGAAAAGGUGUUCGUGUUAAUUUUAGAAAUAAUACAGAACAAGAUUUAAAAUACAUAAUCACUAUGAGAAAAUAGGAUAUCUGUAUAUGUCAUGUAUUAUGAGAAAAAGUUUUUAAUACGCUACUUAAAAAUUGCGUGCAAAUCGACGUCUCUAUUAGUAUAUUUUUUUUAAUAAAACCAUCGGAUAACAACUUAUCUUCGAGAGUAAAUAUGCCGUACAGGUAAACUAUGGUUCCAGGAUAUAGUGCCACGUUUUCAUCGGCAUAAAAGAGAAAUCAUAUUAUUAUGUGUAACGUUUCAACUACGAAGUUGUAUUAGGAUUCUUAUACGUGAGAAUAGAAAAGAAAAAAGUUCGUUAAGCUUUUAAAUUUUCAACGAAUCGUAUUGAUUUUACUACGCGAAAAUAAGUAUUCUUUUAAAUGAAUAUUAGAGAAUAAUGUCGCGUGAAUUUGUAUCAUUUGAAUCGCGUCGUGGUGCACUUUUUUUUUCAAAUCUGAUAUACGGGGAACAUGAAUGUAUGCGCUAUGAAAAUUACCGCUAAUGUACCUAAUCAGUAGAUUCGUUUCGAUUCAGAAGUACGAUGUACGUUGGAUACUUCAAAGAAUUCCCCCAGAUAGUAAGUGACUGUAUAAGAAAUACGUCAUGUUGUUGAACCACGUCCGUUUUUUCAACGAGUUUAUUACACGGAAAAGCGUGCAGAGUUAAUACGAUAAAAGCUACGAGAAUUCAUUAUUUUUCUGUCGAACAAUUUUAUUUCACGGUUAGCAGAUUAUUACGACACGUGGCCGGUUGUAAAUAUAUUUUGUAAAAAGAAAGGAUUACAACUAAAAAAAGCAUACGCUCGUUUAUACGUGAAAUCUUUAUGAAGAUACUAAUAAUUAUGUAAGAUUUAAAUAGCCAACAUUGAGUAUAGUUCUUAUAUCACACGCAAUUUUUUUAUUUAUUACCAUUCCUGUUGAACAUUGUUCUAUGUAAAUAAUUAUCAUUCUUUGUGUACUGUCUAUACUUUAAGUAAGCAAUCCGUUCCGUUUAAAUUAUAAAAGGCGAUAACGGUUACUAAAGACACAAGAACUGACUUAAAAAAAUAACGAUAUUGUAUAUAUUUGUAUGAUAAUAAAAGAAUGAAGUAUAUGAUAAUUUCAAUUA
Messenger RNA from Megachile rotundata (alfalfa leafcutting bee), 5329 nucleotides. RefSeq lists its product as uncharacterized. NCBI's taxonomy places the organism in Eukaryota, Metazoa, Arthropoda, Insecta, Hymenoptera, Megachilidae. The record is from RefSeq and is a predicted model, not a curated record.